Molecule: messenger RNA, 936 nt
Organism: Protopolystoma xenopodis
Lineage: Eukaryota; Metazoa; Platyhelminthes; Monogenea; Polystomatidea; Polystomatidae
Source: the annotation of a GenBank genome assembly
AUGCCACUUUCUAGUCUGGCCCCGGGGCCUUCGCCUCCGGCGUCUAGACCGAGGAUCAUCCACUCUCCACGACUCCUCAGGGCCCAAGGUCCUGUCGGACAGAGCCUUCACCGACGCUCCAGCCUUCCAGGCGUGCCAAAACUCAGGUCUGUGUGCACCGUGCCAGCCUCUAUGGCCAGACUCGGGACGCACGAGACGAGCUUAGCGACGUCCUGUCAGGCAGCUGCGUACCAGAACGCCUCAGUCUCGAGCCACAUCUACCAUUUGCACGCCUCGUUGAAGGAUCUCGAGGACGCCAACUCGCAGGAGAGUUCAUGCGGUGCAGAUGAGACCAACAAGUCGAGAGGCAUAGGCUCCAAGAGUUCAGGUUGUGGUCCAGUCGUCGCUUUGUUUGUCGCCUGGACGAGCCUCCUGGGCCGUUGUGAACUGGUGAAGCAUGUGGGACUUGGUCUGGCCAUCUGGUUCGGCCUCUUCAUGGGAGCCCGACAGCUCAGCAGUUAUUCCGACUUUUGUGGACUAGAAGGUCUGGCCCGACGUACUUGUGGCCUGCUGGCUGUGUUUCUUCAGGUCUCCUGCUGGGCGCCCCUCGGAAUCGCCUUAAUGGCCGGCAUUAGUGUCUGGCUGGAUGCAAGAAGUCGCCCAAUUCAAGAGCUUCCACACGGGGAUAGGACAUUCAAGUACGGUUGCCCUGGCGACCAGUCAUCUAUUCAACUGGCAAGAAGAAGAGGAGGAGGAAGAAGAAGAAGAAGCGGGUCUUCGCUUAGAGGAUACAGGUCUACGAGACUAAGAGGACAUCGAAACCGGCACUGGCCCUCAUUUGGGCUUCGCUUGGCUUGGCUGAUGAUAGCAUUGUCUCUGGUUAGUUGCGUCACAAAUUGGAUCCAUAAUCAUUACGUAUGCACGUCAAGGGUAAUUCUAUUUGCUCACAUUGUUUAG